Molecule: messenger RNA, 1469 nt
Organism: Hylaeus volcanicus
Lineage: Eukaryota; Metazoa; Arthropoda; Insecta; Hymenoptera; Colletidae
Exons: 2
Coding region: 35-1399 (454 amino acids)
Source: RefSeq, a predicted model, not a curated record
AUAUGUCUUUUUUAUAAAACAAACUAAUUUGUUGAUGUUACAACUUUUUAUUAAAGACGUUAAUAAAGUGAAUUCAACUCGUUCUUUAGAUGAUCUGUCUACAAUGCUUUCUUUUAAAAAAAUUACAUUAACAGCUAAAACCUUCCUUCAAGAUACUGAGAAGGAAAAAACUCUUUUUUGUGAAACAAAUACAGAACCCGUUAACGAUUCAACAGUCAAUUGCAUAAAUGUGAACGAAAUUAAAAAUGAUGUGAUCACCGCCCAUGAUGUCCGCUUACAUCCAAUUUCAAAAUCAGGGCUCGAGUCGGAAGCGUUCAUGACGGACCCAAAUGAAAUUAAACCGAAGAAUACAAAAAAAAUACGUAAAAGUCGCGAAGAUUUUUUGAAAGAAGUGUGUAUGAAAAAUACGCAUCUCGUAUAUAAAUGCUUUGAUCCCUACCAUAAGGGAUAUAUUGAUAUAGACGAGGUAGUAAAUCAAUUUGAGGUGCUCAGUGCUUAUCACGAUUUUGAUUCAAUCUUGCACCGACUCAUUUCCAUUUUACAAGAUCUGAAAUGUGUUAUCUCAAAUGACGGCGUCAUAGAAAAAUGUGAUGCAAUAGCGAAUCUAUAUCAUUCUAUCAGUCGAUCAGGAAGAACAUGUCCCGUGUAUUCAUUAUUACAGACCCAUUCCCACAAACUUUCACAAGAAUUGAAAAAAUUAUAUGAUAAAGAACACACCAUGAAACCCUUUUAUGCACACAAACCUUCUGCAAUGAGUUCCAUAAAAUUAAAAAAAAUAAUUCCUUAUGCAUCCUAUGAAACACGGCAAAUUGAAUCGAAUUUACCUGUUGUAAAUCCGCUUUUUGACAAAUUGCCAAAUUCACGACAAGGUCGGGAACACUUCAUAAGUCAACCAUUUAACAUUUUCAGAAAAGAACCGCAUGUCUCACAUUCUAAAAACAAUAAAGAAAGUGAAUAUAAAAGGGGAAUAAAUAAAAAAAGUUCAAGUGACAGUGACACACACAUCAACCGUUUUAUGUAUCCUUUAGAUUUCUUGGAAGGGAAAACAAGCAAAACAAAGCGAAAAAAACAUCCGCAGUUUAAAUCGGAAAAAGGUUAUCGAAAUCAUAAACUCCAUCCAACCGCCUUCCGUUUCAAUGAUAGCUACUUAAGCACACACGGCGAACCUUUUAACUUAACUGAGGAUCAACGUUAUCUUCACCAAGAUUUUGUUGAUUCUUUAAGCUCAGACAAAACUAGAAAGACUAACAACAAACAUUCUAGUAAUGUCCCGCACUACGUUAUUCAUAAUGGUGAACCCGCUCGUAAACCAUACCCGAAAUGGGAAGACGAUUUACGUGUGUCUUGUUUUGAAAAUUUUUCAUACAAUUAUACUCACUUUAAAACUAGUGCGACAUGAUAAAAAAAAAUUUUAAUUAUUUAAAUUAUUACUGCAGUAACAUCUUUGUGUACUCCCAAGACUUAUUAUG